This is a messenger RNA of Magallana angulata, 2901 nucleotides long. RefSeq names its product neuronal acetylcholine receptor subunit beta-3-like. Gene Ontology annotation, cellular component: synapse; neuron projection; membrane. The transcript has 10 exons. The record is from RefSeq and is a predicted model, not a curated record. Bases 70 to 2007 code for a protein of 645 amino acids. Gene Ontology annotation, molecular function: neurotransmitter receptor activity; transmembrane signaling receptor activity; extracellular ligand-gated monoatomic ion channel activity. NCBI's taxonomy places the organism in Eukaryota, Metazoa, Mollusca, Bivalvia, Ostreida, Ostreidae. Gene Ontology annotation, biological process: monoatomic ion transmembrane transport; nervous system process; regulation of membrane potential.
AAAUAUAUGAGUUUUUCUACAAAGAACAUCGUAUAACGAAAAUGUACCAUAGAAUUAGCGUUUAGUAUAAUGACAACUUUCUGGUUUCUUUUUUUAAUCGGGAUCCGCCCCAUUUUGUCCCUGACAGAGGCGGAUCUUAAGAGAAGUCUUUUGUCCUCCGCCGUGUAUGAUCCGUCUGUCAGACCCCGGAUCAACGCCUCCCACGCCGUGCACGUCCAGCUGGAUGUCCACGUGGUUUACAUCGUUGGUUUGAAAGAAAAAGAAAGUGCCUUUGAUCAAGCCUGCUUCAUAUAUGUGAGUUGGAGAGACGAGUACUUGACGUGGAACACCAGUGACUACGGUGGCCUGGACAGUUUUGUCGUCCAACCGUCCGUAGUAUGGACCCCGGAUGUCACAGUGUAUGGGAGAUUGGAUAAACAUCUUGGUUUAGAAUUUGGUCAGGUGCGUGUGAAUUCUGAUGGCGUGGUCAACACAAAGUUUCUGGGACUGUUAACAACCCAGUGCGCCAUGAAUUCUGCACAUUUUCCCUUUGACUACCAGCUCUGUGCCUUCUUACUGGGGUCAGAAAUCUACUCACCCAAAGAAGUCGCUAUGGAAAUAAAAUCUGUGGUACAGUUGGAGAGUUCAAAGAAUAAUCCUAACUGGAAUCUGGAUAACGUUCGCAAAAUUGCUGAACCCCCCUAUUACUGGCAGGUUCAAUAUUGUCUUCAACGGAAGUCGCUGUAUCUGGGGGUUCUUUAUAUGGUACCGACUUUCAUGCACGCUGUCCUUAUCCUUAUCUCGUACAUUGUUCCGAGUGAAGCUGGAGAGAAGAUCUCCUUCGGAGUGUCUCUGUUCCUAUCUUUUAUGGUCGUCUUGUUGCAGCUGAACGGAGAUUUGCCUGAAAUGUCAACAGCUGUUCCUGCAUUGGGGAUCCGCCCCAUUUUGUCCCUGACAGAGGCGGAUCUUAAGAGAAGUCUUUUGUCCUCCGCCGUGUAUGAUCCGUCUGUCAGACCCCGGAUCAACGCCUCCCACGCCGUGCACGUCCGGCUGGAUGUCCACGUGGUUUACAUCAUUGGUUUGACUGAAAGAGAUAGCUCCUUUGCCCAAGCAUGUAACAUAUUUGUGAGUUGGAGAGACGAGUACUUGACGUGGAACACCAGUGACUACGGUGGCCUGGACAGUUUUGUCGUCCAACCGUCCGUAGUAUGGACUCCGGAUGUCACAGUGUAUGGGAGAAUGGAAAUAAAUCAACGAAUAGAAUUAGGUCAGGUGCGUGUGAAUUCGGAUGGCAUGGUCAAUGCAAAGUUUUUGGGAAUAUUAGCAACUCACUGCGCCAUGGAUUCUGAAUUUUUCCCCUUUGACUACCAGCUCUGCACCUUUAUCAUUGGAUCCGAAAUAUACUUCACUUCCGAAGUCGCUAUGGAAAUAAAGUCUCUGAGACAGUUGGAGAGUUGUAAGAAUAAUCCUAAUUGGAACCUGGUACAUGUUCGCAAAAAUCCUAAACCCCCCUUCUGGCAGGUUCAAUAUUGUUUUCAACGGAGGUCGCUGUAUCUGGGGGUUCUUUAUAUGGUACCGACUUUCAUGCACGCUGUCCUUAUCCUUAUCUCGUACAUUGUUCCGAGUGAAGCCGGAGAGAAAAUCUCCCUCGGAGUGUCUCUGUUCCUAUCUUUUAUGGUCUUCUUGUUGCAGUUGAACGGAGAUUUGCCUGAAAUGUCAACAGCAGUUCCAGCAUUGGAAAUUUUCUUCAUGCUCCACAUGACAAGCGGGGUUGUAUCCUUAGUAGUAUCCGCCAUUUCUGCUUACAUCACACACAAUAACAGUCAACAGACAGUAUCAGUUAACAAGGUCAAGGACGUAUCCACAGCAACCACCAAUGAGAAGAGAAGAUUUCCCAAUGUACGCCAGCGUUUCAGAGAUACAUCCUUUCUGAACAGAGCCGGUUUUGUCGUGUCUCUGUCUCUCAUAUUGGCGGCAAACCUUGUCAUGUUUAAUGCAAAACUGAAGUCGUCUGGAUGUACGCAGUAGAUGAUGAAAGUUACAGUGUUAUUUAAGGACACAUGAGAAGUUCCUCAAUUAAAAACAAAUUCCAUAAAGGUUAUUCCUUAUUCAUUAGCUUUUUAAUCUGUUAGUGCCCCAAAAUUCAGGGUACAUCACCAUUAUUUUUGAAGUUAGAAUAAUUUGGAUUUUCUUUAUGAGAGCAUGCAAAAUGAAACUUAUUGCUCAUAAUUAAAGUCAUGGUAUAUAAUUUUUGAAAGUUUUAACUUUACAUCCAAAUAGAAAAAUGUUACAUAAUUUAAAAUAUAAUAAUGGAAAUACGUAGUAGAUAUCUUCCCAUCGCGGAGAUAGGAAAAGCAAUUAAAAAUUAACCGAACAGCAAUAAUUCUUUUAAAGACUCCUUUUCAACGUUUGCAGAUCAUUACAACCGACUCAGUUAUUUAACAACAACAAACAAAUAUUUGAUGAUGUGCAAACAUUAAACUUGACAAUUCUAAAGGACCGGAACAAACUGUGCAUUAAAAAUUAGUCACAUCUGAAUUCCGACUUUUGUUAUAACAGCAAAUUUAUACUAUGCUAUCCAAUAUUCUGUCUGUUCUGGAACAAGUAGCUUAGAAAAGAAUGAUAUAAUGAGUUUGUCAUUAAUUUAAUGGAAGCAUAGUUGAGUUGUUAGAUAAAUUAUAUUUAUGGAAGAUAGAUUGCGUCUGACCUAACUUUGAAUUGAUAAAAUUUUAUGUGUAUAUAAUUAUAAACAUCAUGAAUUAAACAAAACUUUGCAACAUUUUUAUGUACACAUUAAAAUGAAAUCCAUGGUGAUAACUUUGUAUUGAUAAAAUUUAGAUGUAUAUAGAUACGUGUACCAUGAAUAAAACUUUGCAACAUUUUAUGUUGCCUGAAGAGCAUGGCGCGGUUUUGCUAUAUGUU